UAUUAUCGUGUAGCUCCUUAUUAACGUGAAUUAUAAAAAAAAACAUAAACGUCUUUAAAAUCAAUUGCUAUGCUUCUCGUGAGCCAAAAUUUAGAUACUCUCAAGAUUUCUCUGGAUACGUGUUGGACUAGCUAUGAAAUCCUUAUCAUUGUGCGUGUACUUGUACGUUCUACUUAAUCUGGCGCUUCCAGAUAUAAUUUACGGUGAUCAGCGUGCAUCCUGCAUUAGCUGUUUCUGUAAGAAUGGCAGAUCAAGAUGUGCGCUGGGGACCGGCAAUUGCGUGUGCAAACACGGACAGGUGUACUUGAACAACAAAGGACGUUGCAUCGUCCACGCUGAGGACUGCGGCCUGCAUCUCAAUAGAACGAAUUCCAAGCCGGGCUGUUUUUCUUGCUGGUGUUCACGUGGCAGUGAUCACUGCGAAUUGACAGGCAGCGACUGCACGUGCCGAGACGGAAGCGUAUACCUCACCGCCAGUGGUAAUCAGUGUGUUCGUGACAUUAAUGUGUGCUGGCCGCCUUAUUCCAGCACAAGAACUUGCGCUAAAUGCACCUGUCCCCAUGGCUUAAGUACGUGCGGUAGCCCCUGGAGCAGGUGCCACUGCAUGAAUGGGAAGUACUACAUGCCUGAUUCCGAUGAAUGCGUCCGAAAUGAGGAGGACUGUAUUUUCUCCAGCCCCACGAGAGCUUGCGCUGAAUGCAGCUGUCCCGAUGGCUCAAGGGUGUGCGGUGCCCCUGGGAACAAGUGCGACUGCGUCAAUGGGAGGUACUACAGGCGUGGUUCCGGUGAAUGUGUCGAAAAUGACUCGGACUGUAUUUCAGCCAGCCCCACGAGCACUUGCGCCCAAUGCACCUGUCCGCCGGGCGAGAAGAAGUGCAAUAGUCUCGGCAACAAGUGCGAUUGUAUCAACGGGAAAUACUACAUGCCUGGUUCCGACGAAUGUGUCCAAAAUAAAGAGGACUGUAUUUUCGGCAGCCCGGCGAGCACAUGCGCCCAAUGCACCUGUCCGCCCGGCGAGAAGAAGUGCAAUAGUCUCGGCAACAAGUGCGAUUGUAUCGACGGGAAAUACUACAUGCCUGGUUCCGACGAAUGUGUCCAAAAUAAAGAGGACUGUAUUUUCGGCAACCCGGUGAGCACUUGCGCCCAAUGCACCUGUCCGCCCGGCGAGAAGAAGUGCAAUAGUCUCGGCAACAAGUGCGAUUGUAUCGACGGGAAAUACUACAUGCCUGGUUCCGACGAAUGUGUCCAAAAUAAAGAAGACUGUAUUUUCGGCAACCCGUUGAGCACUUGCGCCCAAUGCACCUGUCCGCCCGGCGAGAAGAAGUGCAAUAGUCUCGGCAACAAGUGCGAUUGUAUCGAUGGGAAAUACUACAUGCCUGGUUCCGAGGAAUGUGUCCAAAAUGAAGAGGACUGUAUUUUCGGCAACCCGGUGAGUGCUUGCGCUCCAUGCGUAUGUCCGCACGGCGCUCCAAAGUGCCACUUGCUCGGCAACAAAUGUACCUGCAUCAACGGAGAGUACUACCUUCCUGGGUCCGACCAAUGCGUCCAAAAUAAGAAGGACUGCAUGUUCUCCAACCCCAUCAUCAAUGGCUGCGCCAAGUGCAGGUGUCCAGGCGGUGCUAGACUGUGCACCCAGCCGCAUAUAAGGUGCGGGUGCGUCAAUGGGAAUUACUACUUGCCUGGUUCCAACCAAUGCGUGCGAGAUCCUAAAGAUUGUCAAUACGGCAGCUCAACAAGCAAUUGCGCCCAAUGCACCUGUCCGCCCGGCGAGAAGAAGUGCAAUAGUCUCGGCAACAAGUGCGAUUGUAUCGACGGGAAAUACUACAUGCCUGGUUCCGACGAAUGUGUCCAAAAUAAAGAGGACUGUAUUUUCGGCAGCCCGGCGAGCACUUGCGCCCAAUGCACCUGUCCGCCCGGCGAGAAGAAGUGCAAUCGUCUCGGCAACAAGUGCGAUUGUAUCGAUGGGAAAUACUACAUGCCUGGUUCCGACGAAUGUGUCCAAAAUGAAAAGGACUGUAUUUUCGGCAGCCCGGCGAGUGUUUGCGCUCCAUGCGUAUGUCCGCGCGGCGCUGCAAAGUGCCACUUGCUCGGCAACAAAUGCAACUGCAUCAACGGGGAGUACUACCUUCCUGGGUCCGACCAAUGCGUCCGAAAUACGAUGGACUGCAUGUUCUCCAACCCCAUCAUCACUGGCUGCGCCAAGUGCAGGUGUGCAGGCGGUGGUAGAAUGUGCAUCUGGCCGGACAGCAAGUGCGAGUGCAACAAUGGGAGGUACUACUUGCCUGGUUCCAAGCAAUGCGUGCGAGAUCCUAAAGAUUGUCAAUACGGCAGCUCAACAAGCACUUGCGCUCAAUGCACGUGUCCACCCGGCGAGAAAAAGUGCAAUCGUCUCGGCAACAGGUGCGAUUGUAUCGAUGGGAAAUACUACAUGCCUGGUUCCGACGAAUGUGUCCAAAAUGAAGAGGACUGUAGUUUCCUUAGCCCCGCGAGUGCUUGCGCUCCAUGCGUAUGUCCGCACGGCGCUGCAAAGUGCCACUUGCUCGGCAGCAAAUGUGAAUGCAUCAACGGGGAGUACUACCUUCCUGGGUCCGACCAAUGCGUCCGAAAUAAGAAGGACUGCGUGUUCUCCAACCCCAUCAUCAAUGGCUGCGCCAAGUGCAGGUGUCCAGGCGGUGGUAUAAUGUGCACCUGGCCGGACAGCAAGUGUGAGUGCAUCAAUGGGAGGUACUACCUGCCUGGCUCCAAGCAAUGCGUGCGAGAUCCUGAGGACUGUCAAUUCGCCAGCUCAAUAAGACGACGAGAGAUCGAAAGCAGGGCGACAGACGUGAUUUUCGUAGAAGAUGACCUCUGAUGUCCAUCGGGGCGCCUUCAGCCCGCACAGCGCCAAGCAAGUCACCAACGCAGAACAAUAAAAAAAAACUUGAUUUGUCGCAAAUAAACAUGCGCUACAAUU
Molecule: messenger RNA, 2953 nt
Organism: Dermacentor andersoni
Lineage: Eukaryota; Metazoa; Arthropoda; Arachnida; Ixodida; Ixodidae
Source: RefSeq, a predicted model, not a curated record